This is a messenger RNA of Fomitopsis serialis, 873 nucleotides long. Its product is annotated as heat shock protein 30. The transcript has 4 exons. The coding region runs from base 1 to 873 and encodes 290 amino acids. NCBI's taxonomy places the organism in Eukaryota, Fungi, Basidiomycota, Agaricomycetes, Polyporales, Fomitopsidaceae. Gene Ontology annotation, cellular component: endoplasmic reticulum; plasma membrane. The record is from RefSeq and is a predicted model, not a curated record.
AUGGCAGGCGGUAACCAGGCAGUGAACCUCAACCCUCCCGACGCCCAGGAGCACCUCUCUACCAAUGGCUCUGACUGGCUAUGGACGGUGUUCUCAAUCAUGGCUCUGGGUACUCUUCUCGCUGCGGUUGCGACGAUCUUGAGGCCUCGUGGAACGCGUCUCUUCCACCAGCUCGCUAUCAUUGUCCUCACGACUUCGAGUAUCGCGUACUUCUCCAUGGCUUCUGACCUCGGUGCUACGCCCAUCACUGCUGAGUUCCGUGGCGGCGAGACCCGUCAAAUCUGGUAUGUGCGCUACAUCCAGUGGUUCAUCAACUUCCCCACUAUCAUCCUCGGCCUACUGCUCGCGACUGGGCUCCCACUUUCCGACAUCGUGACGACGCUCUUCAUGUCCGUCGUCGUCGUCAUCACUGGAUUGGUCGGUGCUCUCGUACAUAGCACCUACAAGUGGGGUUACUACACCUUCGGCUGUGUUGCGCUCAUCUACCUCUGGUACGUGCUCCUCUGGCACGCGCCAGCCUCGAGCUUCGCUGCAGGUGGAGUCGUUCGCCGGGGCUACUACCUCGCUGCGGGCUACUUCUCCUUCAUGCUGAUCACCUACCCGAUCGCCUGGGCGUGCGCGGAGGGCGGCAACGUCAUCAGCGUCACGUCCGAGAUGAUCUGGUACGGCAUCCUCGACAUCUUCGCCGGCCCCGUCUUCCUCGCCGUCUUCCUCUGGGAGCUCCGCGGCAUCGACUACAACUCGCUCGGCCUCCACUCCGGCAAGUACGUCGACCACGGCGCGGCGGGCUCCGCCGUUCGGGGCGAGAAGGCGGCUCCCGCACCCGCCGCGGCGCCUGCGCCCGCUGUCCCCGCUGGCGAACAGGCGGUAUAA